This is a messenger RNA of Symphalangus syndactylus (siamang), 949 nucleotides long. It is a transcript of the gene GPX4, whose product is annotated as glutathione peroxidase 4. The record is from RefSeq and is a predicted model, not a curated record. NCBI's taxonomy places the organism in Eukaryota, Metazoa, Chordata, Mammalia, Primates, Hylobatidae. Gene Ontology annotation, cellular component: mitochondrion; nucleus. Gene Ontology annotation, molecular function: phospholipid-hydroperoxide glutathione peroxidase activity; glutathione peroxidase activity. Gene Ontology annotation, biological process: response to oxidative stress.
GGGAGACGGGCGGGUAUGGGCCGCGCGGGCGCAGGCUCCCCCGGGCGCCGCAGGCAGCGGUGCCAGAGCCGGGGCAGGCGGCGGCCGCGAGCCCCUCGGCGGCGCAAGGCUCCAGCGUGCAGGCGCAGGAGGGCGCGCCGCGGACGGAAGGAGCCCUGUCCCCGCAGCUCGGGACCGGAGAUCCACGAAUGUCCCGAGUCCCAGGACCCGUGCGCGUCCCGAGACGACUGGCGCUGUGCGCGCUCCAUGCACGAGUUUUCCGCCAAGGACAUCGACGGGCACACGGUUAACCUGGACAAGUACCGGGGCUUCGUGUGCAUCGUCACCAACGUCGCCUCCCAGUGAGGCAAGACCGAAGUGAACUACACUCAGCUCGUCGACCUGCACGCCCGAUACGCUGAGUGUGGUUUGCGGAUCCUGGCCUUCCCUUGUAACCAGUUCGGGAAGCAGGAGCCAGGGAGUAACGAAGAGAUCAAAGAGUUCGCUGCGGGCUACAACGUCAAAUUCGAUAUGUUCAGCAAGAUCUGCGUGAACGGGGAUGACGCCCACCCGCUGUGGAAGUGGAUGAAGAUCCAACCCAAGGGCAAGGGCAUCCUGGGAAAGUGCGUGACCUCUGGAGGCAUUUGGACACCGUCUCUCCACAGUUCCUCAUUGACAAGAACGGCUGCGUGGUGAAGCGUUACGGACCCAUGGAGGAACCCCUGGUAAUAGAGAAGGACCUGCCCCACUAUUUCUAGCUCCACAAGUGUGUGGCCCCACCCAAGCCCCCUGCCCACGCCCUCGGAGCCUUCCACCGGCACCCAUGACGGCCUGCCUGCAAACCAGCCGCUGGUGGGGCAGACCCGAAAAUCCAGCGUGCACCCCGCCGGAGGAAGGUCCCGCGGCCCGCUGGGCUUGGCUUGGCGCCCUCACCCCUGGCUGCCUUGUGGGAAUAAAUAGACAAAUUGGC